AUGGCACCAAUACGUACUUUGUAUAGUGAAUCUACUGAUGCCAAAAAUUUUCAAGGACGUGGAUAUAAAUUAGAUAGUAGAGAACGUGAACUUGAAUCUCAAUGCAAUGAGUUGCUUCUUGAAACCGAAUUUUUCGCUAAUAAAUGUUCCGAAUUUAGAAAUGCUAAAGCUCUUGCAGAAGCGCGAUCUGAU
This is a messenger RNA of Racocetra fulgida, 192 nucleotides long. The record is from the annotation of a GenBank genome assembly. Lineage: Eukaryota; Fungi; Glomeromycota; Glomeromycetes; Diversisporales; Gigasporaceae.